AUGACGCCCAAGUCCUUCUAUACCUUCUUGCUAGGUCUAGCAACCCUCGCUCUCGCAGCUACUCUCCCUCCAACCGACUACGAUGUCAUCAUCGUCGGCGGCGGCCCUGCAGGCCUCAGUGCCCUAAGCGGAUUCUCUCGCGUACGCCGCCGCGCUGCACUAUUCGACUCGCACGAGUAUCGCAACGGACCGACACGGGAAAUGCACGACGUGAUUGGAAAUGACGGAACCAGGAACCCCCCGGCCAAAUUCCGCGCUCUCGCCCGCGAGCAAAUCUCCAGAUAUGACACCGCAACCUUCAUCGACAGGGAGAUCCUCUCCAUCGAACAACAACAACUCGCGGACCUCGAACCCAACCUCACCACCACCACCACCACCACCGUGUUCCGCGCCACCGACGCAACCGGCGCCUCGUACACAGCCCGCAAGAUCGUCCUCGGCACGGGGCUCGUGGACGUCCUCCCCACCACGCCAGGCCUGCAAGAAUCCUUCGGAAAGGGCAUCUUCUGGUGCCCCUGGUGCGACGGAUACGAGCACCGCGACCAGCCCCUCGGCAUCCUGGGCACACUGCCGCACAUCGUCUCGAGCGUGCUGGAGAUCUCCACCCUGAACACGGACAUCAUCGCCUUCGUCAACGGAUCCCACACGGAACCCGCCGACGCCGCGCUCACGCUCCAGACCCCCCACUGGAAGGCGCAGCUGGCGGCUUCCAACGCCCGGAUCGAGAACCGGACAAUCGCGGCCAUUGAGCGCGUCCAGGACGGCGGCCGGGUGCACGACGACCGCGCGCGCGACCAGCAGUUCGAUGUCUUCCGGGUGCGGUUCACAGAGGGCGAGCCGGUGCUGCGGAACGCGUUCCUGACGAAUUUCGAGACGGCGCAGAGGUCGCGGAUCCCCGCGCAGCUGGGGCUGGAUAUGAAGGAUGGCAAGGUCGAUACUAGUGUUUAUUCCGGUAUGAGGACCAGCGUGCCCGGGGUUUUUGCCGUCGGGGACUGUAAUAGUGAUGGUAGUACGAAUGUGCCUCAUGCGAUGUUUAGUGGGAAGAGGGCGGCUGUUUAUGGGCAUGUUGAAAUGGCUCGUGAAGAGUCCGCCGCUGCCAUUGCGAAGCGUGGUCUAUCGCGGAGGGCGAUGGAGAAGGAAACCGAGAGGAUCAUUGGGAAUGAGUUGGAGGACUUGUGGGAUCGGGCUAAGGUUUAA
This is a messenger RNA of Aspergillus ochraceoroseus IBT 24754, 1197 nucleotides long. RefSeq names its product NAD(P)/FAD-dependent oxidoreductase. NCBI's taxonomy places the organism in Eukaryota, Fungi, Ascomycota, Eurotiomycetes, Eurotiales, Aspergillaceae. Gene Ontology annotation, molecular function: oxidoreductase activity. The transcript is spliced from 3 exons. Bases 1 to 1197 code for a protein of 398 amino acids. The record is from RefSeq and is a predicted model, not a curated record.